Messenger RNA from Purpureocillium takamizusanense, 4941 nucleotides. RefSeq lists its product as uncharacterized. The transcript has 4 exons. Bases 1703 to 4378 code for a protein of 891 amino acids. The record is from RefSeq and is a predicted model, not a curated record. Lineage: Eukaryota; Fungi; Ascomycota; Sordariomycetes; Hypocreales; Ophiocordycipitaceae.
UGAGGCUCAGCCCUCACGGUUGGGCUACCGGCGACUCCAGCACUGCCCCCACUGGCCAAGACGCGGGCUGGGCCCGCCUGGACUGGUUCCACCCUCACGAACGCGCGGGUGCAACACAGACAGCGGUCACCCAUGUCAUUGUUCGCCCACCACCGCGCUGCGCUCAACGCAUCCCGGCGUCUCCAGCGGUUCGUGCUCGACCUGCUGAGCUACGGUGGCCGCCUCGGCAGGGCAGCAUUGGCCGAGCGCCGGUGCACUCCAGCAAUGGUUCUCUCUCUACCGGCGAUGUAGCAAUUGCGACAAUGUUCCAGCGCCUGACCGAUGACGUCCUGAUCUCAUGGGAUACCAUCCAUAUCUACGUACUGGACUGUUCACUCAUCAGAGCCGGAUCCUCGUGCGGCUCGGAGAUCGGCAGCCGCUGUCUCGAUCCCUUCGCCGUCGAUCGCUGCCUGCCCGAGACAAGGCCAAGGUUUUGUUGAACAUGCGGCUAUAUCCAUUCUCACGCAUCAGCGUGUGUUGCUAGCAUGCUUCCUGGAGCCAAAAGCACUAUCUGGUCGCUGAUCAGAGACGAUGCCUCACACGGUAAAAGCAACAUCUCGCAGCAUGUCCCACAGCAACCCGAAAGGGGCCACGGGUUCGCUCGGUCUCGACAGCGCACGAACAGGGGUGAGCUGGUAGGCACAGCUAGUACUACUAGUACUACUAGUUGUCCCUCGGCCUGGGCCAGGGGCGUGGCCCACCCAAGAGAAAACGUGGGUGACAACCAGGAGCUCGGAUGGCGCCGCUAUCACCACUCCCCUCACCGCGCUGCACCGCUUCCUGGCGCGCAGCAGCAGCAACACCACCACCCAGCUAACGGAGGACGGCCUGGUCCCUCCAGGUGGAUGCCGCCGGCGGUACCGUCUGCCAGCAGACAUGCUCGUUCCGCCGAGCCGGGUUGCUUGCCUGCCUGUUUCGCGAUACCAUGCCUGCCGACUCGCGGAGGUAUAAUACUCGCAUGUCGGGGCGCGAGGCCCUCCUCGUCACCUUUUCCGUUUGAAACCCCGUUUGUCCGCCCGUCUGCGAGCGCUCGAGUCCCGUCAAGUUCAGUCUUUGUCAGUGGCGCCUUGGCUUCGACCAACUCUCCAGCCCGUUCAAGUAGCUCCCAGGCCAGGCGCUACGCACUCUGAGAUCCCAUACUACCUACACAGGCCGCAUACCCCUGUCCGGGCCACUCAGUCCGGCGCCUCCACCACUAGAAGCAUCCAUCGGGGGGAAGUGCCCGCACCGACGCCUCCCGCCUUUGGUUCAAGUCCUGAACUUGGACAUAGCUUUCGUUUUAACCGCCCCUGCUUUGCCUGUCAAAACAUCGCUUCGUUCUCUCGCUCGCUCUUCGCAAAAGUUUGGUCGGCCUACAGCUUGAACCGCCGGCCUGAUCCUUCUCUCUGCUGUUUCCUGGGCUUUGGAAAGACUCAAGACAGCUCAUUACGUCCUCUCAAAUUUCGGCUCAUCAACUUAAGCCUCGAGGCGCUGGCAACGCCGCUUCGUCACCACCACAGAUCUGUGAUAGUGUCUCACCCGCUUACAACGUCACCGCUCUCAUCCGCACAGAAAGCCAAGAGCCCAGGAGCGCGUCUUGAAGCUCCCAGAGCUUCGGACUGGACAGUCCACGUCCUAGGGCGCAAAACGAUUCCUUCCUGUUCAACGUUCAGUCAUAGCCACAAUGGGACUCGGAAGCUACUUCAAGGCCAAGAAGCCUGAAGAGGCGGCCGCUGCUUCGGCGUCAGUCCCAACGUCGGCUCCCCCACGCAUCCAGCGCAACCAACCGUCUGCUUUAUCCGAGAAACAUGCAUCAUCAACUAUCAGUGGAAACGAUAUGGAGUUGCAGCCCCCGACCCCCCGGUUUCACUCUCGUCCACAGUCGAGUUCCGGACGCUCGACGCCCUCAACACGUAGCUCCAUGUUCCUCGACGACAUCAAGCACGAGGUCAUGGUUAACUACCUGUACCAGCAGCAGUGCUCUCAACUCUGGGUCAGUGACGGGUCGGGAGAGAUUGAAGGGGUUCUGCUGCGAAAGUCACGCGGUCACUACAUGGCCUGCCCCCCUCAGCUUGGCAAUUCUCCGUUUGCCAUGGCCUGCUCUGCGAUGAAUGUCCAGUGCUCUAUGACCGUGAACUCUCGAGUCAUCAAGACGUUCCUUCAGUGGUCCCCCGACGCUGUGGACGUGCCCUUGAUGAAUGGUCUGCGGGUCCAGAUUCUGCCUACCAUCGACGACCUGCCUCGUGCACGAAAACAUCAAUUCGCUGCGUUUGUGGCCUCAGAGGGGCUUCUCAUCGUCUGGGACGACGAUCCUCUUCACCUGGUCCAGCGCGCGAAGGCGAUCGAGUCCGAACUCAUGGAACUCGUGUGGAAGGCCGGCAAUAUCGAUGAGGAAGAAGACGAGAAGCGAGGCGGUGCCGUCGCCGAGGCCGAAAUCGACGAAGAGAGUGGCGAGAUCAAGCCCGAGAAGCGCCCCAUUCACUUGCAAAACACGGUUCUCGUCUCCAUCACACUCAUCCUCGUCACCGUCUCUCUCGGUGCAGCCUGGAGACAGCUCGCCAUUGAGGUGUCUGUUGAUGGUGACUACACUCGUCUCGGCUUGGUAGCCCUCGCUCCCAUCCAAAUCUUCUUCACCCUCUUCUUCGCUCAGGUCAUUGUCGGUUGCCUGGCCCAGAUCUUUGGCCCUAUCCGUCAGCUCACCAUCAACUCCAAAUUCUACUCAGCUCGCCCGCCGCCCCGGCUGCAGACCCCUGUCCUUCCGCACGUUACCAUUCAGUGCCCGGUAUACAAGGAGGGUUUGCAAGGUGUCAUCAUUCCCACCGUCAAAUCCAUCAAGCAAGCCAUGUCCACCUACGAGCUUCAGGGCGGCUCGGCCAACAUGUUCAUCAAUGACGAUGGUUUGCAGCUGAUCUCCGAGGAGGAUCGCCGUGCCCGCAUCGAAUUCUACGCCGACAACAGCAUCGGUUGGGUCGCCCGCCCCAAACACGGCGAAAACGGUUUCCUCCGGAGGGGCAAGUUCAAGAAAGCAUCCAACAUGAACUUCGCCCUUAUGAUCUCCUGCAACGUCGAGGAGAAGCUCCUGGCCAUCAACCGAUCGCCUGAUUGGAGUCAGCACGACGAAGCACAGGCCUAUGAGCAGGCGCUGAAGGAGGUCCUGGAGGAGGACGGCCGUGCCUGGGCUGACGGCAACAUUCGCGUUGGCGACUACAUCCUUCUCAUCGACUCCGACACCCGUGUCCCUGCCGACUGCUUCCUCGACGCUGUAUCUGAGAUGGAGCAGUCCCCCGACGUUGGCAUCAUGCAGUUCUCGUCUGGCGUCAUGCAGGUCGUCCAUACGUAUUUCGAAAACGGCAUCACCUUCUUCACCAACCUCAUUUACUCGGCAAUCCGAUACACCGUCUCCAACGGUGACGUUGCCCCUUUUGUUGGCCACAAUGCCAUCCUUCGCUGGUCUGCCAUUCAGCAGGUAUCGUACCAGGAUGAGGACGGUUACGACAAGUUCUGGUCCGAGAGCCAUGUGUCUGAGGAUUUCGACAUGUCGCUGCGUCUGCAGGUCAACGGCUACAUUAUCCGAUUGGCCGCGUGGGCCGGCGAGGGCUUCAAGGAGGGUGUGUCGCUCACUGUGUAUGACGAGCUGGCCAGAUGGGAGAAAUAUGCGUAUGGCUGCAACGAGCUGCUCUUCCACCCGAUACGCACGUGGCUUUGGCGCGGCCCUUUCACGCCAUUGUUCCGCCGAUUCCUGUUCUCAAACAUCAGAUUUACCUCCAAGAUCACCGUCAUCUCCUACAUUGGCACCUACUACGCCAUUGGGGCGGCGUGGAUCAUGACGGCCGCCAACUAUUUCCUGAUGGGAUGGUUCAACGGAUACCUCGAUAAGUACUACGUCGACUCAUGGCAGGUGUGGUUCUCCAUCAUUAUCGUCUUCAACGGUCUUGGAAAUGUCGCCCUUGCGGUCAUGCGUUACCGUAUCGGUGAGCGCAGCCUGCUGUACGCUCUCUUUGAAAACUUCAAGUGGACCAUCAUGUUGGCCAUCUUCCUGGGCGGCCUUUCGCUGCAUGUCAGCCAGGCACUUUUGGCGCACAUGUUUGAGAUCAACAUGACUUGGGGUGCCACGAGCAAGGAAGCCGAAUUCUCCAACUUCUUCAUCGAGGUGCCCAAGGUCCUGAAGAAGUUCAAAUUUUCGAUGAUCUUUGCUCUGCUCUUCAUUGCUGGCAUGAUUAUCCUUGCCGUCGCGCCAUUCGUUCCCCACGACUGGCGCAUCACCGACUUCGUCGCCAUUUUGCCCAUGGCUACCGUUGCUGCUAGCCACUUCCUCUUGCCACUCGCUCUCAACCCCGCCCUCAUGACCUUCUCCUGGUAGAGAAGUUGUAUCUAACAGAUGCCACAACCGGUAACUACCAACAAAACACUCGCGUACCCACAUGCGCGCGCGCAUUCUCUACGACAACCUUUUUUCAUAUAGACAGGCCCGGAGUUCACAUGGAUAUUUUGUCGUCUCUUGUCCCACUACAGCAUACAUUAUAAUUUUGACAUAUAAUAUGUUGCAGCGGCCGCUGUGGGCGGCUUGCAUGACGCGCGACGACCAAAGCGGUUGCCAUGGCUGCCGCAGCGCCGCCUCGCAGUGCGACUCACUGGGUCACACCCGCAAGAACGGCGUACAUAAGGGAGGAGGGAAAUACGGGGUGCCACCAAAACGGCGUCCGUGUUCUAGGUGGGAAGCUAUCUAUGAUGUACUUUUUUGCAUAUCGGAGGCUGCUGUUCUGACGGGAGGGGGGCCAUGCACGCAAGGGACCAGCCCCUUGCUGGGCAGGAGGUCACAGGAGAAGAGUCUCUAGUAGUGCCAACCAAUUGCACAAAGCUACGUGUAGCUGAGAUAGUCAAGGCAUUGGGCUAGCAAAAUAGAAUCACGACGUUGACAGUCGA